AUGGCUUGCGUCGAGAGUACAUUUCAACCCACCCUCCACGACGCCAUGGCCCUUCGUCGAGGCUCCAUCCAACGCAUGAGCAACAUCCCCUCAACAUCAAUCCUACGAACACAAGAAGAAGCCAAGCUCAUCAACUUCCGCAUCUACGAAUCCCAACCCAGCUCACCAAAGAUGCCCUCAAAGCAACACCAUCGUUCCUCUUUCGUCAAGCGGUGCUCUCAACUCGCCACCGGUCGCCGUACCUCCAUCACCUCAACAUCUCCCACAACACCACAACAAGCGCCAAACCUCGUUCAAUGGGUCCAACGACUCCCCUCAACCCCCUCGGGCUACGAAGACUUCCUAGAAUCCGCGCUGGAAGAAGCUGUCGGCCAGCUCGUCUACGGGCCUAAUGCCGCCGCCGAGGAGUUCGAAUUGGGAUACAAUUACGAUACUCUCGAAGAUGCUGCGCCGGAGGCCUGGGUGAGGGUGCAGGCGCAGAGGAUCGAGGCGCAGGGGAAGCAGUGGAUUGCUGCGUCGAUCCAGUCGAAAGGGACGGAGGGCGUGAGGCCGGAGGUCUAUGCGUAUGGGAGGUGGGUUUUGGUUAAGACGAGGAGGCAUUGA
Zasmidium cellare ATCC 36951 is the source of this 603-nucleotide messenger RNA. RefSeq lists its product as uncharacterized. The transcript has a single exon. Lineage: Eukaryota; Fungi; Ascomycota; Dothideomycetes; Mycosphaerellales; Mycosphaerellaceae. Bases 1 to 603 code for a protein of 200 amino acids. The record is from RefSeq and is a predicted model, not a curated record.